Molecule: messenger RNA, 1509 nt
Organism: Guyanagaster necrorhizus
Lineage: Eukaryota; Fungi; Basidiomycota; Agaricomycetes; Agaricales; Physalacriaceae
Exons: 3
Coding region: 7-1290 (427 amino acids)
Source: RefSeq, a predicted model, not a curated record
CCCGCCAUGACCAUCAUCAACAAGGCCGCCCCGCCCAUUGCCGGCCCAUCGUCUCUACCUAGGCCAUCGUCGUCGCCGCCCCCGCCCCCGCCGCCCUUUCGCGACGUCGCUGAAAGCACCCACCUGCUCAUUGACUUCGACGACGCCCAAGGGGACCCUCCGCCAGAAUUCACUCCAUACCAUGCUGAGUAUUUCGAUACCGGGAAUGGCGACAUCGUGUCUCACGAUCCCCACUUGAAUUCGGACGGAGAAGCGCUCUAUCGAUUCCUGCUGUCUCAAGCAAGCACCCCUCCGUCGCUCUCUCUUCACUGUCACGGUACCCAUUCAGAAACUCACCAUCGCCACGUAACUCACACAGGUCGCGGCGGCACGAUCGAAACGCGGCUCGAGAGCUACACCGAAACCGUCGUCGACUUCGACUUUUACAUCUCCCUUGAUCACCUUAUCCUUCCAGAACCGACUCACUGGUCCGUUGCAGAUUCUGAUCCUGCUUAUCGCGGUCGUAUGGUCAAGGAGAUUGACCUGUCUGGUAAAAAGAAAGCGAAGCGGAAGGAAAGAAGAGCUUUCCGUUCUUGGAUCAAGGACAGGGAUGCACGCGGCCUUCCACCGUGGAUUUCGAGCACUCAGGCUACGGGCGCUCAUCCAGCCUUAGAAGACUCCGCUGUCCUUAGAUCUUCCAAGACCCUUCGGACCUGGGCUGACGAAUACUGCGCUUCCCCAAAAUACCUGAAAGAAUUCGUCUACGUCAAAUCCGUCUACGGAUGGAAUUUACGCAACCUUGAAUCUGCCAUCCGUUCUAUCAUCAAGACGUCUCUCUACACCGGUACACUCGAGGUUAACUUCGAAACUUCCGCCAAAGAAGUUUACAUCAGACCCGAUAACCGUCUCUCGAGAACCCUUUCCAAUAAAUGGUUAAAAUUCCUGUCCAUUAUCCUUUUCAUAUUUCCAUUCAUCUGGCUGUUCAAGCGUUUUCAUAACAAGGGCGGUGGUAGGUGGGAGGUUUGCGGUGGCGCCUACGCUCUGAAACGCUGGCUGCCACUUGACUCCGAAUCUGAACAUACCGUAGAUAAGAAACAGUUACAGUCCGUUGCUAGGGAUGCUGCGAUUGUGCGCCCUAAAGACGGGCAGGCGAGCAAGUUCGUCGGAUCCAGGGAAGGCGAGUGGCUGAAGCAGUGGCAAGGUACCAUCAUACGGGCCGUGCAGAUGCGUUAUGAAUCUAUUGAACCUAUGUUGGUCCCCACCGACCAGCUUCUCAAUCAUCCCUUGCCUGUUGAACUGGACGGCUACUAAUUUUUAACGGCAUGUGUAUAUCCUCAAUAUUUAUCCAGCAGCAAACUGUGACCUUUCAAUACAUCACAUUCAAGACGGACGCACGCAGACUAGACUUUUAAGUCCAAUCCAAAGAAAGAAAUGUAUAUAAUGCCAAGUUCCAACAAAUAAUUGAGAAAGCAUGGAAAAGAGAUAUGGGAUAUGAUAUACAUUACAGUAUGUGAAAUUGUUUUAGAUAUA